Durio zibethinus is the source of this 623-nucleotide messenger RNA. Its product is annotated as putative phytosulfokines 6. Gene Ontology annotation, biological process: cell population proliferation. Gene Ontology annotation, cellular component: extracellular region. The record is from RefSeq and is a predicted model, not a curated record. Gene Ontology annotation, molecular function: growth factor activity. NCBI's taxonomy places the organism in Eukaryota, Viridiplantae, Streptophyta, Magnoliopsida, Malvales, Malvaceae.
GAUUUUUGGAGUGUUCUUGGGUAAGUUUGUAACUUUCCUUCUAUUGGGUUUAGGGCCUAAGUGAUCAACCUUUCUUUGCAUGUAUUUAUAUCCAGCAUCUCCCUCUUCCGCACCAUCCCAAGUCCCAAGACUUUCAAGCACACACCACUCGCUCUUUCUCUCUCCUCUAUUAUCUAAUCUCUUUUCCUCUUUUGCCUCUAUUUGUGUCUAACUGUGAGCAUACCAGAAGGAAAGUGUGUCGAGCUGAAACCAUGAAGCAAAGCUUUCUUUCUGGUGCUCUUCUUCUCUUCUUUCUAAUUCUCAUUUCCUCUUCUCAUUUAUCUGCUCGUUUCAUAGCAAACAAACAAGGGAAAGAAAACGUAGAGCUUAGUCAAAUCACAGAUAUAGAGGGCAUUGAACUAAUGAAUCAACUAAUGGGGGUAGAAACUUGUGAUAAUGGAUCUGAUGAAUGCUUGAAGAAAAGAAUGAUCUCAGAGGCUCACUUGGACUACAUUUACACCCAGCAUCAUAGGCCUUGAACCUAUCCACAGUACGACAGCCGGUAGCUAGAAUGGGUUUUAAGGUUUAUAUAUAAUUCUAUGUAUGUUAGUGUAAACUUAUGAAUAAUGCAAGUGUUACACCUA